Brassica oleracea var. oleracea is the source of this 811-nucleotide messenger RNA. RefSeq lists its product as uncharacterized. Lineage: Eukaryota; Viridiplantae; Streptophyta; Magnoliopsida; Brassicales; Brassicaceae. The transcript has a single exon. The record is from RefSeq and is a predicted model, not a curated record. The coding region runs from base 9 to 530 and encodes 173 amino acids.
UACAAACCAUGAUGAAAGACAAUGCUCAUCCUUCUCCCUUUAAACUGAAACUUGACCAUCAACUCGAACAUCGACAAGAAGCAGAAGAGUUCACUAUCGAUGCUAAUGUCAAGAUUAUCCGACAAGGGUCUCUUUUACAGGAUGUCUGCUUCUCCUCCACUGUCGACAAUUUCAUAUUUGAAGACGAAGAUUGUCCGGAGAAAGUAGAACUCUACGAGCUAUUUAUCGACGCUGGAAUAGUCGAGUUCGAUGCUCAGUUUAUGCUUAUUGACAUGAUUUUGUACGUUUCUGAAAAAACAAAGUCGCUUGAUGACGAUUACAAAGGAGUUUUAACGUUGACGGUUGAAGUCACGUUACCACCGGAACCGGUCGAGCUUAACUAUGCCGGUUCGGAGCAAACUCAAUCCCACGAAGCAAUUGCGACGAAGACGGUCGAGCAAUGGUUGAAACCAAAUCAUAAAAUACAAAAAACCGUGUACAAAAUUGGGGCUGAUGGUGUUUCAUUAGUCCGAAUCGCACAAGGUAGCUAGGUAGGGUUUGUUACUUGUAAGAGAAGCAAGACUUAGGGUGUUUUAAUCCUUUUGUUUUCCUUUUUUGGUUAACAGUUUUGUGUUCAUUAACUCUAGCUAAUACUAAACAAAUGAAGACUUAUCUACAAGGUCCAUCUGAAAUUUUGGGGGCUAUAGAAAAUUUCUUGAAUGUAUAAUAUUUUUUUAAAAGUUUGGGACUAUAAUUCAAUACUUCACUAGCAUAUGGCUCAGGACCGGGCAUGUUUAACCAUUGUUAAGCAGAGAUGACACUUUGUGUAUGA